GGGUCGCGGCGGCAGGGGCAGGGGCAGGGCCCCGCCUCCAGGGGCAGCUCUCCCGGCAACAGCACCGGCGGCUCGCUGCCCGGCUCCAGGGGCGCCGAGAGCAGCUCCAGCUCGGACCUGCUGGAGGUGAGCGCCACCGGGUCGCUGAGGUCGCCCUCCACUCCAGAGGACAACAUCAACGUCGUCGUGCGAGUGCGGCCGCUGAGCAAACGGGAACUCAAAUCGGGCGACAACUCAGUGGUGCAGUUCCCGGGCAACGGACAAGUCGUGCUGAACGCGCUGGAGUGCGCGGCGGCGCUGGGCGGCAGCGUGCGGCCCAAGGUGUUCUCGUACAACGCCGUGUUCGAGCCGGCGGCCACACAGGAGGACGUGCUGCAGUACUCGGGCGUGACGCGCCUCAUCGACAUGGCCGUCGACGGCUACAGCUGCACCUGCUUCUGCUACGGCCAGACCGGCUCCGGCAAGACGCACACCCUCACCGGGCCUCCCGGACUUUUCGACCAGCGGCCCAACCCUUACUCGGAGGACCACGGGCUGGUGUUCCGGUCGUUCGUGCACCUCUUCAAGCUGCUGCAGGAGCGCCGCGACUGCCACUUCGUUCUCAAGGCUUCCUUCCUCGAGAUAUACAACGAAAAGGUGAUUGACCUGCUGAACCCGGGAUCGGCGCGGAAGCCGCUGGCGGUGCGCUGGUCCAAAAAGACGCGCAGUUUCUUCGUGGAGAACCUGUUCAGCGUCGACUGCGAGACCCUCGAUGACCUACUCGCCGUGCUCGAGGAAGGUAUGAGGAACAGGUCUGUGGGCAGGCACAACAUGAACGAGUACUCGAGUCGCAGCCACACCAUCCUGACAGUGCACAUCACGUCAGACCAGCAGGUCGGCAAUGAAGGAGUAUUUUUAACGAAGCAGGGUAAAAUCAACUUCGUGGACCUGGCCGGCAGCGAGAUGACCAAGAAGACACACAGCGAAGGCAAAACGCUCGAGGAGGCCAACAACAUUAACAAAAGUCUCAUGGUGCUCGGGUACUGCAUCGCCUCGCUGAGCGACAGCAGGAAGAAAGCGGGCCACAUCCCGUACCGAGACAGCAAGCUCACCAAGCUGCUCGCAGACAGCCUCGCCGGCAGCGGAGUCACGCUCAUGAUCGCGUGCAUCUCGCCGGCGCGGUCCAACGUGACGGAGACACUCAACACGCUGCGCUACGCCGCCAGGGCCAAGAAGAUCCGCACGCAGCCCAUCGUCGUCAUGGACCCUCGCGAGGCGCUGAUCCUGAGCCUGAAGCGGGAGGUGGCGUCGCUGCAGGAGGAGAACGAGCACCUGCAGCACGCGCUGCACCUGCACGCCGCCGCCGCCGCCGCCUCCGCCGCCGGCUCCACGGCAGCCGCCGCCAGCUUUCUUGUAGGUUACAUCGUUUUGAAGCACAGAACACCGCCGGCGCCGGACGCGUCCGCGCUGGCGGGCAUGGAGCGCGAGGAGCUGGUGGAGCUGGCGAGGCACUACGUGGCCGAGAACGCGGCGCUGCGCAGGGAGAACCUCGAGCUGUUCAGCACGCGCGAGCUGCUGCUGCGCGACCAGGAGGUCGUCUGCCGCGAGAACGAGCGACUACUCAAGAAGCUCGAGGACGUCAACUCGGUCUGCUGCCGUUCGCCAAUCAUCCCCGCGCGGCCGGCCUACUCCGCAGAGAUGCUGGCCGCCUCCAUCAACGGCAACGGCCCAGAGGCAUCAGCGGGCGGUCAGGCCACCGGCUCAGCAGUUUGGUCCAGUCCGACGCCGGAGGCUGCCAAGAACAACCGAAGAUCGGCCAAGCCACCACACAGAUUACCAGAUUCCAUACAGAAAGAACUUGAGCGAAGAAGAAUUGGCACCAGCAGUAUGACGAACAUCGCGGACUCGUUCCGAGAGCGCAGCCACCGGCGGCACAACUCGUGGGAGGAGUCUGGGGGCGGCGGCGGCGGCGGCGCUGGCAGCGCCAUGGCCAGCCCCGGGACGCCGGAGGAGCGGCCGGUGGUCACCACGUCACGCACCAGCGCUCUCAGUGUCUGCAGGUGAAGGAACAUAUGGAGGACAUUACCAGCAAGCAACAGCUCUCUCAGAUUCGAAUGGCCAUUAUAAGUCAGUGAACAUAAUAUAAUGGUGCAGUUUGCUCCACAUACCACCUUUGAACAAUUUAAGAAGACUUUGUUCUUCAGUUGUAUGCUGCAGUUAAUACCUGAUAAGUUGAGAAGCUUCCUUGUAUGGCAUGGUCAAGUUGUUUGUUUAUCAAAGCUGGAUUGUUGCAAGUGUUGUGCAGUGAAGAUCUGAUUGUGCAUCAAAUGAACUCUUCUGUCUGGUGAUAAUUUGCAGCUCCUAUCUAAUGAUGAUCAUCAAACCAUCUUAUCUUAUACAUAUUGUGAAGGAAAACAUUUGUAUAUUUACUAAAAACAUAACCUUAUGAGGUCAAAACUUCUAGAUGUCAAAUGGUCUAUUGCUAUGAGAAUGAUUCAUUGCCAUUGCAUCUUUCUGUCAGUUGUUAUUAUUAAUACUGUUACAAAACUUCCUGCUAGAAUAAAACUGUAAGCUAGACCGAGACCCCAAUUCAGGUCCCAAGUUCGAGUCUCAGUCUAGCACACAUUUUUAAUCUGGCAGGAAGUUUAAUGUCAGUGCACACUCUGCUGCAGAGUGAAAAUUUCAUUCUGGAAUACUGUUACAAUUUUCUUUUAUCUUGGACAUGCAAAUUCAUGCCUCUUUGUAAAAUAUGGCAAGCUAGUGCUAUAGUUAGCCUUCAACUGUGUAGUGCUUCAGUAAAUAAACAAA
Messenger RNA from Schistocerca serialis cubense, 2787 nucleotides. RefSeq names its product kinesin-like protein KIF12. Gene Ontology annotation, molecular function: microtubule motor activity; ATP binding; microtubule binding. The record is from RefSeq and is a predicted model, not a curated record. The annotation marks the transcript as partial. The transcript is spliced from 17 exons. Gene Ontology annotation, biological process: microtubule-based movement. Lineage: Eukaryota; Metazoa; Arthropoda; Insecta; Orthoptera; Acrididae.